Messenger RNA from Sparassis crispa, 2970 nucleotides. RefSeq names its product Piwi-domain-containing protein. Bases 1 to 2970 code for a protein of 989 amino acids. Gene Ontology annotation, molecular function: RNA binding; protein binding. NCBI's taxonomy places the organism in Eukaryota, Fungi, Basidiomycota, Agaricomycetes, Polyporales, Sparassidaceae. The record is from RefSeq and is a predicted model, not a curated record. The transcript has 6 exons.
AUGAGCGCAAGAAAUCAGGGUAACCGCGGAGGUCGUGGUCGUGGGAGAGGAAGAGGCAGCCCUGCAGCCUCUAUCGCAGGACCCGACGCCGGGCUCGGCGGCAGAGGCGGCGGUGGCGGCGGCAAUCCAAGAGGACAAGCACCCGGAGGACGUGGCGGCGGAUUCCCUGGAGGACCUCCUGGAGGAGGUCUUGCCAGAGGCUUCGACACCCGUGGACGUGGAGAUCGUGGCCGUGGCGGACCCGGCCGCGGAGGAGCGCGCGGGUCAGGAGGGCCCGUUCGUGUCUUCGCUGCCGCGACGCCUGCAGUGGUCGAUAACCGCUUGGCCACCGCUGACCAGCUAGUUACAGCCUUUAAGCGGCUGAACGUGCGCGAUGAGAUGCCCGUGCGGCCUGGCUGGGGUACUUUGGGUAUGGAGACCAAAGUUAGGGUGAACUUCUUCGCUGUUAAGGUGACAAAGAACAUCGUAUACGACUAUGAUGUCUCUAUCACUCCAAAGGCGCAGGCAGGUGCGGAGCGCAAGGCUCGCAUCUUUGAAAUCUUGGAGAGUAACCCUCUCUAUGCUCCCCAUGUGCGCUACGUUGCCCAUGACCGUAGUCAGAGACUUGUCUCUGCAACGAAGCUCCCCCAGCCCCUCUCGAUAACCGUUCCUUACGUUGAGGAAGGGGCUACAGCUCCGCGUCCCAAUGCUCUCGUGUUCACAGUGGAGAUUAAGCUUACUCGUGAGCUCGACAUGCGUGAGCUGAAUACUUACAUGGAUGGCCGCCCAGACCAUAGCGACGAUGAUACAGCUCCCAUGAUCUCCGCUUUGAAUAUCGUGUUACAGCAGCAUGCAGCCUCGCAUGGCACCCGCGUGGGUAAAAACAGGUACUUCUUCCCGACUUCAGAUCGGUAUCCGCUCUCGCUCGGGCUUGAAGCAUGCAGGGGCUUUUUCAUGUCGGUUCGCCCAACGUACAAGCAACUGAUGGUGAACGUCAAUGUCUGCAUGACCGCAUUCUAUAUCCCUGGAAAUCUCGCGGACGCGAUGAUUGCCUUCAACAGGUCCUCUGGGGGAAUGCCCAACUCAUUUACUCAGAAGCUCAAGGUGUCGACCAGACAUCUCGGUUACACGAGGAAGAGAACGGUCCAGGCUGUCAUGAGCACUACUGCUCGUCAGACGCGUUUCCAGUGCGACGAGUUGAACGGUGUAGUCACGGUGGAACAGUAUUUUCAGCGAAAGCACGGAAUUCGCCUCGAUCAUGCCCAUGAUCUGCCGGUCAUCAACGUCUCCGCUGACAGGAAUAAACCAAACUACCUCCCUGCAGAAAUUUGUGAAAUUUUUUCUAAUCAGCCAUACCGUGGCAAGUUGGGUGACCGCGAGACUGCGGAAAUGAUCAAAUAUGCCUGCAAUCCACCGUACGUGAAUGCAGAAACCAUCGUAAACCAGGGAUUCCCAGCUUUAGGUCUACGUCCGGACGCACAGGGAGUGCCUCUACAGGACUUUGGAAUCACGGUGAACCCGGAGAUGGCUAUCGUCCCCAGCCGCGUCCUUCCUGCUCCGAAAGUCACGUACAAGUUAGGGAGUCCCAACGUUCGCGAUGGGAGCUGGAACAUCCUGAAUGUGAAACUUCAUGUCGGCGGAGAUAUGAGGAACUGGGCAGUUCUCCUAGUCCAGGACGGAGGCGAUGGGGAGUUCACUGGAACGAACGAUCCUGCGCUGCGGCAGUUCGUAGAAACGUUCUCCGCGAAGUGCAGAUCAAGUGGAAUGAACGUUCCGGGAUUGCCCACUCCCAUUGCGACGUCCCCGUUACCACAUCCGCGAGAUGACCCAUCAAGGACUCAAGCAUUGGAGCAGAUUCGGAAGGCGAUAACGCAGAAACUCGAUAAAAAUAACAAACCCAGCUUCGUGCUUGUUUUGCUAUCCAAGUUCGACAACUACAUCUAUCCCGGUAUCAAGAAACUCUGCGACACUGUGCUUGGUAUACAUACCGUCCACAUGCAAUUGAAGAAGGCCAGAGUCGAGUCGAACAAGCAGGAUCAGUACUUCUCAAAUGUUGCACUCAAAGUGAACGCCAAGCUUGGGGGUAUGAACCACUUGCUGGACCCGCUGGCGAUGAAAUGGUUAACGGAGAAGAGGACGAUGCUCGUGGGCAUCGAUGUCACGCAUCCUGGGCCCACGAGCAAGCCAGGUGCUCCAUCGAUUGUUGCUGUUGUCGCCAGCGUGGACGACAAGUUCGUACAAUUUCCUGCAAGUCUGCAGCCUCAGAAGCCCGAUUGGAACAAAGAUGCCAAAGAGAUGGUAGAGAAACUGGAUGACCUGAUGGUAGAACGACUACUCCUCUAUCAAAAGAAAAACAAGUCUCUCCCAGACCGUAUCUUUGUAUAUCGCGAUGGCGUAUCAGAGGGACAGUACAAUUUGGUCCUUCAGCACGAACUUCCGAAACUUCUGGCUGCUUUUAAAAAGAUCUCCCCGAAGGCGCCAUACCGCCCGAAAUUGAUGAUCACAAUUUGCGGUAAAAGACAUCACGCACGCACUUAUCCGACGGACCCUAAGUUCAUGGAUCGCAAGGGCAACACUCCGCCUGGGACGGUAAUCGAUAAAGGUAUAACGGACGUAUAUAGGUUCGAUUUCUACUUGCAGGCGCAUGCUGGACUGCAAGGCCAAGUCCGUCCCACGCACUAUGUGGUCAUCUACGACGAACAGCAUUUGUCCGCAGACCAGCUGCAGCAGGGGACACAUACGGCCAGCUAUGGUUACGUGCGUGCGACGAAGGCAGUGAGCUUGGUACCCCCGGCUUACUAUGCUGAUCUUGCGUGCGAGAGGGGGAGAUCUUACAUCAACUCGAUCAUGGAAGCAGGAGAAGACAAGACUUCAACGAGAGGUGGCAGAGAGACCAUGGAAGAGCAGAAGCAACGCGUUUACGACCAGGCUAUGAGGUUGUGGGGCAAUGGGGUUCAUGUCGACUUGAGGGAGAGUAUGUUCUACAUCUGA